Messenger RNA from Zootoca vivipara (common lizard), 10824 nucleotides. The record is from RefSeq and is a predicted model, not a curated record. NCBI's taxonomy places the organism in Eukaryota, Metazoa, Chordata, Lepidosauria, Squamata, Lacertidae.
CUGCAUGAAGUUGGGAAGAAUUAAUUUUCAAUAGCUUUAUGGAUGCUUGGCAGAUUUCAGUCUCGUACACCUGUUGUGUUGGAUUGCUGUGGCCGUGUUCUGUGCUAUACAUCAGUAAUUCCCAAACUCGGUAGUGAAGCCCAAAGCAUUCAUGUGGAAGGUGAAGGAGGCUGCCCAUUCUCUCUCUGUAUGAUUUACUGCUCUGUCUUGGCUGCUUUCCAGUCAGCAUCUGCUUUUUUGGGGGGGUAGGAAAAACUCUUGCUGUGUAUUUGCAUCGGAGAGUAUAUUUUUGAUGCAGCAGAAUAAUCAUGUCCUGGAAGGGGGGCUGCUCGUUCUGUCUCUGUAAGAAUUACUGAUCUGCAUUUACUUCCUUCCAUUUAUAAUGCAUGUUCAGAAUAAUGAACAAGGAGUGCCAUCAAAGCAGUAUGUCAGUCAGUCAGGUUUUCAUCGUAGCCAAGGGCCACUAAAAUCUUCCACAAAAAACUAAGGCCACAGUCCAAGAGUACGUUAAAACAUCUAUUUUCAGUGAAAAGGUAGGAUGUUUUUCCAUACUUUGUCCUUUCUGCGUCCCUGUGUGUGUGUGUGUGUGUGUUUCAUUUUUAGCUGAUUUAAUACAGAUUUGUUUAACAUUACUAUUUUUUUUCUCCUUUAAAGAAUUCCUACGUCCUUUUAAGGGUAGAUGGCUUGCAACACUUAUUAGCUGCCUCCAUGUUUUCCUUAGCGGCAUAAAAUGGCGUAUUAAUAUUUUAAUAAAGGGGAUUUGAGGGGGGCAAAUGCACAGUAGCUGGAUCUCGGAGAUCUCCAGAAAAUGCCUUUUUAGUUUUGGAAGACACCUACUAUUUUCUGUUUUUUGAAAAUGAUUUAGGGUAGCCUUUGCCAACCAGGGACCCCUCAAGAGGCUUGCUGUGCUGAUAGCUGUCGUUAAAUUUAUACACUGCCCGUCCUCUCAAAGGAGCCCAGUUGUAGUCCAGAACAUCUGGCAGUCUGGCAAAGGCUGCUUUAGCAAGCUGGUUCCUUGUACUCUUACUUCAAGCAGGAACAAGAGAUGGGAUAACUGUGUGCUGGAGAGGUUGGCAUCUGAAGAAGGGAAGAUGACUUGAGAUAUAAGCCACAGUGGAUGGACCCCUACCAAGAGCUGACAGACAGGAAUCCUGUAGCAUUUUCUGCAGCCAAAUUGCAUCAUUUGUUCCCACAUUUGUUCUUGGGCUGCUUCCUCCAGCCAGAUCUAUUGGCAAACAGAAAGGUGUUUUCUGUCUGUGGGUCGAAUCUUGGAGCCACAUCAUGCAAUCGCAAGAAGUGGCAGGAAUCACAGAUUUGUGUGGACUGGCAUACCUGCUUUUUGUCACUUCUCAAACUGGGCUCCGGAUGCUAAAUACAUCACCCAAUCCAGCAUACAUGUUGCAGAGAUCUUGGUAAUCUGCUCAUCACUAUGUGCUUCCACAGUGAUGGUUUGUGUUAAAAGUUACCUCCAGAAUAUGUUGAAGAAAGUUAAAAUUACACAAAAGGGGGAGAUAAUGCACAAAUUGUAUGCAUAGCCUUCCUUGUGUGCUUAAUCAAUUCUGCAGCCCCGUAGCUGCCACCGAGGAACUGAAAUAUACCUGCGCCAAAAUUCUGCGCUGCAGACCAAUGACAUCCGCAGCGAACCUUUUCCCUUUCUGAGGGUUUAAGCUGAUAUUUUAUUAUUUAUUAACAUUACUAGAGCUCCUUCUGUCCACAAAGUGGUCCCAACCACUUACAAAACAGAAAUGCAACAUGUGACAUCAUAGAAACUUCCGUUGUUUCCCUUUAAGCCAAACUUAGAUUCAGGAAGGAGACGUCAACUUUUUGGUAAGCACCCAGAAGUUAGUGUGGUGUAUAAAGAGCCAAGCCAUCUAAAUUUCAUGGAUACUCAAUUCGGCCUGCUUGCGCUAUUAAGCAUCUGGAAAACAACGCACUCUCACUGAGCAUGCGCCACGGCUUAACCCAGGUAUGUAGCAUUCUGCUGCUAGUAACUUGACCUCUCGUCGCCUCAUUUUUAGCCCUUUUUAAUUCCUCUGAGGACACACUUGAACCUUGCCCGGUCAUGUUGUUUUCUUCCAGCACGAAUAAAAAUGGGAGGUUACAGAGCGUGCCCGUAUCAUAUCUGAUUUCAGCAAACUUUGCGUCAAAUGGCCAAAUGUCCUCCUCAUAACUUGCCUCAUCAAGAAUUUUUUUUUAAUGGAAUGUGAUGUCAAAAAGUGACGGACCAAUGGCAGCUGGUUUCAUCCUUGCCUCUAGGAACUCGCAGUAGUAAGUGAACUGUUAAUGUUCAGGGUUCUGCUGCCUUACUCCCAAAAGGUGGUGGUUAUGUUAGCUCAGUCAUCCCCCAACCCGGGGAAAGUCUGAAACAUCUGGAGGGCACCAUGUUAGUGAAUAAUGUAUUAACCAACUUCCAUUCCAGAUUUGAAAGGUCAUCUUAAACAUUCACAGGUAUUGUACUGGACUAUAGUCUUUCCAUUAUGUGAUAUCCAGUGUUGUACAAUAGAAGAUCUCCUUCCUUCCUUCCUUCCUUCCUUCCUUCCUCUCUCUCUCUCUCUCUCUCUUUCUCUCUCUCUCACACACACAGCCCCAGCUCCAGAGGGUCCCCCAACUAUCAGGAGCAGAUUUGGAGGGUGCAUGGGGGGGUUGCAGCUGGGAGAAGAAAGGGAAGCCCCAUUCCAUGAGGAAAAGUCUGUUCUGCAUGCAGACAGAUGCAAUCAGAUGCCACCAAUGCGUUUAAGUUUAAGGGAAACAGGCAGGCAAGUUUUGAUAACUAAGAAAUUGUAGAAUCAGCGAAAGGCUCAGUCAAGGUUUGUUAAUUUCAUUUCAAACUAAAAGACUGUUUUGCUUAAUCUGUGAUCCCAUGAGCUAUUGUGGAAGGACAAUACAGUAGCUUUUAAUUUACAAGCUAGAACACAAUAAAAACCACCCAUGUUUGUAGGAGCUUAUAAAAGCUUUACAUACUCUUUAAAUGUGAUUCAACCAUAGAAAAAUCAUUUGGUUUAAAUAUGGAUUACUAACCCAGAUCCCAACCAAUGUUGCUUUCACAGCAGCACGUACUGUAAUGCCUCUCUGCUUCUUUAAACCCUAAUUUUGACCUUCUAUUUUGAAUCACAUGAUCCCAGCUCUUGACAUAAUGGAGAAGAGACAAAGGAAGGUGCUCCCUUGCCCAGGUUAGGCCUCACAGACACACACAGGCCUCUAGUCACAUGCAGAGAAAGUUUGUCACAGCUCAGAAGGAAAUGGGAAGUUAGACUCCUGGCUGGUACAAUCAUACCUCAUGUUACGUCCGCUGCGAGUUACGUCUUUUGAAGUUACGUGCGCGCCGAAACCGGAAGUCCUGGAAUGGGUUACCUCCAGAUUUGGCGUGUGCGCAUGCUCAGAAGCACUAAAUCGCGCUUUGCGCAUGCACAUGCACAGAAGCACCAAAUUGCGUCAUACGCUUGCGCAGAUUCAGAGCUUCAGGAUGAGGCCUUUUCAUGUUGCGAACGGGCCUCACGAACAGAUCCCGUUCGCAACUGUACAAAGCAUCCACUAGCAUGUCCACUCUAGGAAUGUUGUACUUGAUUGCUAUGUGUUUCACAUCCCAUAUGUAUACAGCACAACUAGCUCUGUGAUGUAUGGAGGCCUUGCAGUGAGGAGGAAGAGGUCCCCUCAGCACUGCACAAAGCAGCCUAUAAUAGGGUUAGGACCAGGGGCAACAUUCCCACCAUGAAAAGGUAGCUCUGUUUCCUCCUCUGCAUUGGCAGAGGCAAUGAUACUUUUGGAUGCGAGAUGUUGGAAACUGCAAGAGGGGGAAAUCUUCUUGUGCUUGGGUCCUGCUUGCUGGUUUCCCAGAGGCUGGCCACCGUGAAUACAGGAUACUGGAUUGAAUAGGCCAUGGGCCUGAUCCAGCAGGGCUUUGUUAUAUUUUUAUGAGCACCCAUUGUUGUGUAUCCCCUCAAUUUCCAGGCAUGGUGCUAGUCUUAACCUAGAUUUCACGUGAAGCAGAAACAAGAGCUUCAAACUUACUCAAUUUUCCUGCCACAGUUAAGAAAAGUGAUACUAUCCCAGGCAACCACCAGGUGCCAUCUUGGACUAUGUACACAGUCCUGCAUUUACCCUACAUCCAGUACACUCCCAAAACUGGUUUAGGGACAACAGGUGCCUUGCUUUUCAGAAGGUUGCCGGUUUGAAUCCACACGACAGGGUGAGCUCCCGUUGCUCUGUCCCAGCUUCAGAAGCACACCAGUGGAAGUAGAUUAAUAGGUGCCACUGUGACCAGAAGGUAAACGGCAUUUCCGUGUGCUCUGGUUUCCGUCACGGUCUCCCGUUGCACCAGAAGCAGUUUAGUCCUGCUGGCCACAUGACCCGGAAAGCUGUCUGUGGACAAAUGCCGGCUCCCUCAGCCUGAAGCGAGAUGAGCGCCACAACCCCAUAGUCGCCUUUGACUGGACCUAACCAUCCAGGGGUCCUUAACCUUUAACCUACCUUACCUAGGAAGCAGAGUACACACGACAGUAGUCAUAAGUCAUACCUACCCUGUCGUUUCUUACGCAGAACUGUAUUUUGAUGCAUUCCCGCUUCCAAAAGCAGCUUCAAUCUAAAUUGAGAAAAGCAAUUGCCUAGCUGUGUUUUAAGUCAGAAAUGUGUACCGUACAUGGCCCUGCCACAGAUUCUGACCAUUGCAAGUGAUCUAGAGCAGCUCAUGCAUUGGGUGAGAACUGUCACUAAAUGAUUACUCUAAAAUGCAUCAUCUUGGGUUAAACUUUUCUUCGGCCCCUGAAGCUUUUCCUCCUACUUUCCCCCCUUGCAAUAAAACAAAACAUGUGUUGAACCUAGGCAAUCUCCAGAUGUCAUCUUCGUGACCUGUCACAUGUCCUGAUCACGCAUUCCACAGAAUUUCUCGGCACAGCGCAUUAGGCUAACCUGGAUUUGCAAGGUGCCUGACUCAAAUGUGUAACAAGGCAAAUAUGUUUGCAGAAAGGUGAUAGCGCUUCUUUGAGCAGAAGCUGAAUGAGCCAUGGAAAUCUGAAUUCAGAUGAACAAAAAGCUAGCACAGUGACUAGGGCCCAAUGACCAGGGGAAUUGAGUCCAACUAGUAGAGAGCCACAAGUUUUACCAUUCCUGCAAUAGAGGCUUGGGCUAGGACUCAGGAAAACAGAGUUUAAAUCCCCAAUGGGAUAUAAAUCACGCUGGAUAACCCAAACUGCAUCACUGUUUCUCAAUGCAUCCUACCUCACAGGACUGUUGUAACAAGAUAACCCUGUGCCCUACUUGGGAUUCAUUGUAGGGAAAGGGAGCUAAAAAUGCAAGAAAUAAGAGUUUAAAGCUGCAUCAACCACAAUAAAGUAUGACAGAUGAGGCCAGCAACUACCGGUAAAAUGUGUGUGUGCAUUUUAACCUGUGCAACUAAACACUGCACAGUGUCUCCGAAAGCUCUCUCUCACACACACAGCUGUGGAGCAAGCUGUCAGUAAGACUUCGGUGCUUGCACGGUUGAAUUUUAUUGCGCACAACAGGCAGUAGAUGGAGCUCCAGUGCAGGUUAAUUGCGGGCUGCUUCUUCCUCUCAGGCUUUUCAGACUUUCAGCUGAGCUGAAACACUUUGGUGGCCCCUGAGAAAGUUAGUCGAAUCCCCUUAACCUGCAAGAAGUGGGGUAUGCGAAAACAAGCUUCUUUCACACCACAGGGCUGGUGGUACGUCUUGGGGCCCUAACAGAUCCAACUCUGUCGCUUGGUAGAACGAGGCAGCCACCUCAGGCAGCUGUUUUUGGAUGUCAUGAAAAGGAAGCAAAUGGAUAGUAAAAAUAUAGCAAUAAUAAAUUUAAAUGCUGAACAUGAAAUGCCUCCUUUCUCAUAUUCUUGUGACAUCUACGGAUAACAACACAUUACUGUUAAUGCCAGUUAGAAGCAAGAGCCACAAACCACUGUGCUGCUCCCAUUAACACUGAAAUCUAUAUUUUUUUGAAAAAUGAAACAGCCAGCAAAAGGAAGUAAAGUAUUUUAAAAAAAUAAAAAUCUAGCUCACAUCCUGUUUACACGGUGUUACCCUCCCACUUCCUGCUAUGUCCCAUAAACAGCUGAGGUAGUUUACCUUUCAUUCUGGGAGUGUUUUAUUUGAUGUGUCUAUGGCCAGGCAUUUUAUAAGGAAAGCAGGUUUCCUUAUAGAGGGCUGUAGCGGUCACUCUGACCUGCACAUCACCACUGGACGUUUUACGGUCGAUUGGUGAUGUGCCAACUACAAAAUAAACACCUCCACCAAAACACCACAGACCAGGAUACAGAUAAAAUAAAACAAAGUUGCUUUAUUGUGUGUUCAUAUGCUUAAUGGUUGCAUUACAAAUCUUAGGUUGUUCUAAAUUUCAGAUGGUUCCUAUACCGGCCUAUUACCUCUAAUUAUAAAUUACCGGCCUAUUACCGCUAAAGUCAACUAAGUAAAUAUUUAUUAAUAAUCUCACAACUUUGUAUCCCGUCUGACUAAAUCACCACCUAUCCUCCUUCCAGGAGGACUCCCCUGCUCAGCGCCUGAAGGCCCCAGUCCUGCCACUUACCACCUGGCCUGGGCGGGGCCAAGGCCUAUAAGAACUGCUGUUGCUGCUGCUACCAGCCAGGAGGACUCCCCUGCUCAGCGCCUGAAGGCCCCAGUCCUGCCACUUACCACCUGGCCUGGGCGGGGCCAAGGCCUAUAAGAACUGCUGUUGCUGCUGCUACCAGCCAGGAGGACUCCCCUGCUCAGCGCCUGAAGGCCCCAGUCCUGCCACUUACCACCUGGCCCAGGGCGGGGCCAAGGCCUAUAAGAACUGCUGUUGCUGCUGCUACCAGCUAGGAGGACUCCCCUGCUCAGCGCCUGGAGGCCCCAGUCCUGCCACUCACCACCUGGCCCAGGGCGGGGCCAAGGCCUAUAAGAACUGCUGUUGCUGCUGCUACCAGCUAGGAGGACUCCCCUGCUCAGCGCCUGGAGGCCCCAGUCCUGCCACUCACCACCUGGCCCAGGGCGGGGCCAAGGCCUAUAAGAACUGCUGUUGCUGCUGCUACCAGCCAGGAGGACUCCCCUCCUCAGCGCCUGGAGGCCCCAGUCCUGCCACUCACCACCUGGCCCAGGGUGGGGCCUGAUGGGCUUUAUAAAGGACUGUUGCCGCCGCUGCUGCUGGGCAGAGAGGGCUCCAUUUUGUUUUGUUUUUUUGUUUAAAUUCCUGUUAUUUUUUACCUAUGUUAUUUUAAACUGUAUUAAGGAUGUAUUCUUAGUUUUAGAUUUUGAUUUAUGUCGAAAUUGUUUUCUAUUAGGUUGUGUAUUUUUUGAUGUGGUUUAUGUAUUUUUUGUGACUUUUGUAAUUGUACUAUUGCUGUAUUGUUUUGAUAUUCGACUGGAAGCCGCCCAGAGUGGCUGGGGAGACUCAGCCAGAUGGGCGGGGUACAAAUAAAAAAUUAUUAUUAUUAUUAUUAUUAUUCCUCAAUAUAUUAAACCAGCUCUCUCUGCAUAUAACCAACCACUCCUAGCUCAACACUAACUGACUCCCUCAACCUCAACUCAACUAACUGCCACUCGGGAGGGGUUUUUAUCCCUGGGCUGAGCCCGCCCCCGAGGGUUCUAUCUACUCCACACUUAACCCCUCACAUGCUGGGUCUGGUCUAGGUGGCGAAUCGCUACAAGGGCAUAAUCAGCUCUCUAACACUAUUUAUUGUGAGAAGCAGGUAUCAUGUGAAAAUGUUUCUCUCUCCUUCCCCGCCUCAACAGAUCUACUUUGGAAAACUGCUGCAAUGGCUUGCUGCUUCAGAAGUUAUUUAGCCAUGUGGAACAGAGCCAUGUGGAACUCAGUUCCGACAGCUCUCAAGUGACAGGGAGGCAUUCAUGCAGGGUAGUGUAAAAAUGGAAGAGCAGGGACCGAGGAGACCUAUUCGAAGGGAGAGCCUGGAAUCCAAAGGAAAGAGAUCUCCUGCAGGCCAAGUUGAGACUUUCGGGGAUCUUCUGCCUCAGGCAGAUUUACGUCAAAUUAAGCAGGAGCCAGAGGAGGAGGAGGAGCUGAAGCAGCACUGGGAUGCCCAGUGGCAGGAUUUCCUGAAGACAAUGCAACCACCUUGUUCAAGCUGGGAAACCCCACAGGCUCCCAUUCCUCCCCACUCCGGGGAUGGUGUCUUCCUGACAUCCUUCAAGGGAGCUACGGAUGACAGCCAGUGGCCCAGUGGGAGAGCAGGGGAGACAGACCAGACCCUGUUCCCAGACACUGAGGGGCUUCUAGGAAAGCAGGGUAGUGUAAAAAUGGAAGAGCAGGGACCGAGGAGACCUAUUCGAAGGGAGAGCCUGGAAUCCAAAGGAAAGAGAUCUCCUGCAGGCCAAGUUGAGACUUUCGGGGAUCUUCUGCCUCAGGCAGAUUUACGUCAAAUUAAGCAGGAGCCAGAGGAGGAGGAGGAGCUGAAGCAGCACUGGGAUGCCCAGUGGCAGGAUUUCCUGAAGACAAUGCAACCACCUUGUUCAAGCUGGGAAACCCCACAGGCUCCCAUUCCUCCCCACUCCGGGGAUGGUGUCUUCCUGACAUCCUUCAAGGGAGCUACGGAUGACAGCCAGUGGCCCAGUGGGAGAGCAGGGGAGACAGACCAGACCCUGUUCCCAGACACUGAGGGGCUUCUAGGAAAGGAAUUGUGGCCUGUGGAAGAUGUGGUUAUUAAGUCCCCAAAGUCUGAGCAGGAUCCCUUGGACACAGAGAACAUCCAUCUCUCUGUAAAGGCUGAGGGAGAGAGUGAAGAAGAGGCCAGCUUUCUGGGUGAGGAAGAUGACAAUCAGAAUUCUAUGGAGCCACCAGUGAAUUCAUUGGGAAGGACAAAGAAACAGUUUAAAUGCAGGGAAUGUGGGAUGUGCUUUAGUUACAGUGGAAGACUGAGGACACAUCAACGAAUUCACACAGGGGAGAAACCAUUUAAAUGUAUGGAAUGUGGAAAGAGCUUCAGUCAAAAUGUACACGUUAGAAGACAUCAACGAUCUCACACGGGGGAGAAACCAUUUAAAUGUAUGGAAUGUGGAAAGAGGUUCAGUAAAAGUGGAGCACUUAGAAUACACCAACGAACACACACAGGGGAGAAACCAUUUGACUGUAUUGAAUGUGGUAAGAGCUUCAGUCAAAGUGGAGCACUUAGAAUCCAUGAACGAACACACACAGGGGAGAAACCAUUUAAAUGUAUUGAAUGUGGAAAGAGCUUCAGUCAAAAUGAAGCACUUAGAAUACACCAACGAACACACACAGGGGAGAAACCAUUUAAAUGUAUUGAAUGUGGAAAGAGCUUCAGUCAAAAUGAAGCACUUAGAAUACACCAACGAACACACACGGGGGAGAAACCAUUUAAAUGUACUGAAUGUGGUAAGAGCUUCAGUAAAAGUGGAGCACUUAGAGUACACCAACGAACACACACAGGGGAGAAACCAUUUAAAUGUAUUGAAUGUGGAAAGAGCUUCAGUCAAAAUGAAGCACUUAGAAUACACCAACGAACACACACGGGGGAGAAACCAUUUAAAUGUACUGAAUGUGGUAAGAGCUUCAGUCAAAGUGGAGCACUUAGAGUACACCAACGAACACACACAGGGGAGAAACCAUUUAAAUGUAUUGAAUGUGGAAAGAGCUUCAGUCAAAAUGCACACCUUAGAAUACAUCAACGAACACACACAGGGGAGAAACCAUUUAAAUGUAUUGAAUGUGCAAAGUGCUUCAGUAACAAUGAAACACUUAGAAUCCAUCAACGAUCUCACACGGGGGAGAAACCAUUUAAAUGUAUUGAAUGUGGUAAGAGCUUCAGUGAAAGUAGAGCACUUAGAAUACACCAACGAACACACACAGGGGAGAAACCAUUUAAAUGUAUUGAAUGUGGUAAGAGCUUCAGUGAAAGUGGAACACUUAGAGUACACCAACGAACACACACAGGGGAGAAACCAUUUAAAUGUAUUGAAUGUGGAAAGAGCUUCAGUAAAAAUGAAUCACUUAGAGUACACCAACGAACACACACAGGGGAGAAACCAUUUAAAUGUAUUGAAUGUGGUAAGAGCUUCAGUAAAAGUGGAGCACUUAGAGUACACCAACGAACACACACAUGGGAGAAACCAUUUAAAUGUAUUGAAUGUGGAAAGAGCUUCAGUAACAAUGAAGCACUUAGAGUACACCACCGAACACACACAGGGGAGAAACCAUUUAAAUGUAUUGAAUGUGGUAAGAGCUUCAGUAAAAAUGAAGCACUUAGAAUCCAUGAACGAACUCACACGGGGGAGAAACCAUUUAAAUGUAUUGAAUGUGGAAAGAGUUUCAAUGAAAGUGGAGCACUUAGAAUACACCAACGAACACACACAGGGGAGAAACCAUUUAAAUGUAUUGAAUGUGCAAAGUGCUUCAGUAAAAAUGAAGCACUUAGAAUACACCAACGAACACACACGGGGGAGAAACCAUUUAAAUGUACUGAAUGUGGUAAGAGCUUCAGUAAAAGUGGAGCACUUAGAGUACACCAACGAACACACACAGGGGAGAAACCAUUUAAAUGUAUUGAAUGUGGAAAGAGCUUCAGUCAAAAUGCACACCUUAGAAUACAUCAACGAACACACACAGGGGAGAAACCAUUUAAAUGUAUUGAAUGUGCAAAGUGCUUCAGUAAAAGUGGAGCACUUAGAAGACACCAACAAACUCACACGGGGGAGAAACCAUUUAAAUGUAUUGAAUGUGGUAAGAGCUUCAGUCAAAGUGGAGCACUUAGAGUACACCAACGAACACACACAGGGGAGAAACCAUUUAAAUGUACUGAAUGUGGAAAGAGCUUCAGUAACAAUGAAGCAGUUAGAAUCCAUGAACAAACUCACACGGGAGAAACCAUUUAA